CCAUUUUGCCGCGCGUGCCCUAAAACACCAUUUUGCCGCGCUCGUGAAGCGGUGAUGCUACAGUAACAUCAUUUUGUCAGAGACUGAAACCAGCUGUAUUCACGAUCAACGGCGUAUAAUCACCCAUCCAAUCCCUCCCCGCACAAAGUCAUAAAAUUUAACGGCUCACAUUCACCCUAUGAUUUUACACGCGUCAAUAUGCUAGUGUCCCCUCGAUAUAAUACAAUUUUAUUCAGAUGCUUUCAUCACUUUUCCUUUCCUUUACUCCCGUCUGCUGAGUAGUCUCUUCCGUCAGUUCCUUUGUUUUUUUUUUCCCCCUUUUUUCCUAUAAAAAAGGUCUGAGCUUUGUAUCUGUAAAAGGAUAUUUUGGUCAUUUAAACAACUGUUAUCGUUAAUAAUGGCAGAUAGUUAGGGUUUAGAGAGGAGUUAGAGAGAAAUGGAGAACUCACGGGAGGUCAAAUGUAGCUCCUCCACAUUGCAAUCACAAGAAGCUCGAGAUCAGACGGGGAGGAAUCCAGGUCAAUAUUUUAUUUCACAUGCUGGACAAGACCUGAGAACGCAAGUACAUGGAAGGAUGCUGGAUCCCACAUUUCCCCUAAGUCCCUGCAGCUCAAGCCAUGCUGACCUAGGCAAUUCAUUUCUAGCUCUCCUAUCUGGGCCUGCAUCUCUUUUACAGUUUGAUUUCCAGGAAUUCUCAAAUUCUAAACCACUCAAUACCUCUAUUAAACUGCCUAUUGAAAGCAGUAUAGCUGUUAGUCCUACUGGAAGUCAGAUUCCACCUACAUCUAGUUGGAAACCAUCAGAAAAUGGAAGCUAUCAAAACAUGCAAAGUGGAGCUGAUCUUUGCCCACUUAUUUCAUCAAGAGCAACUACUACUUCCAAUUUUGGUAGCAAUUCUGUAUUUCCAAAUGGUCUUCCAGCUGCAAGCAUUAGUCUUCAGGGUUCAGACCUGGCUAAAACAGUUCUUCAUGAUGCAGUUCUUGGUAAUGAGAAAUUAAAAGAUUUUACUUAUCUGAGAGGGGAGCUGCAUAACAUAUCCGACGCAAAUGCCAUAAAACUCCAGAAUGUGAACAAUCAAAUGCCACAAAAGUUGCCACUAGCAGCAGAGUCUUCUGCUUCGAUUAAUUCAUCUAGAUUUCCUAGCGGAUGCCCGCGUGUUUUUUGCAUGGAUAGGAGUGGAGAUUUACUACUCAGCAAUACAGGACUUCUUGGCAUUCUUUGCUCAUGUCAUUGCUUCCACAUGUCUGUCUCCAAAUUCUGUGAGCAUUCGGGUUUAUGGAAUAUUAAUCCUGGUGAUGCUAUUCAUAUGGACAGUGGAGAGACAAUUGCUCAGUGGCGCAAGCUAUACUUCCAGAAAUUUGGGAUUAGGGUUCCAGAAGAUCAGAGUGGGUGGGACUGGCCUGAAGGAUUACCAUUGGCUGCUAGUUUAAUGAGAUCUGGUGUGUCUAUGUCCAGCAUGCCCAAGAAAACUGCCUGCAUUAAUUUGGUUGCCCCAUCUGAAGCUUUAGCAAGGUCUGGACGACCUUUAAGUGAUGCUGUUGUAAAGAACUUUCUUGCAGACCAAAAUCCAGUUAUUGAUGCUUUACAUGAUGAACAACAGAGAAAUGGUCAGGACGGUAACAAAUUUUAUCUCAAAGGUUUAGUAGGCACUUCGCUAAGCAAUUCAUGCAGUGUGGGGGAUAACCAUGUGACUGAUUGCUCUAUCUCUAGGUGCUCGACAAUGCCUAAUUUUGCUGGCAGAGGACCAGAAAAUGUAUGUCAGUCCAUGUAUAUUGAUGCUAUUUUGAAGAGUGGAAGUUUGGCAACUGCCCACCCUGCCUUGCAAAAUUGUAGAGCCCUUGUUAAAAGUUCUGAUGUUGGCAGAGGUAAAGAUGCACAGGAUGGUGCUACAAUGGAAAAGGAUGGCUCUCCCUCGAGCAUAGAGUUGAAGCUUGGGCAACCCUAUCAGCACGGUCAAUCUCCAGGAAAUCCAGUUCUACCAGUAAUAGGGCCACAGUUCUAUAACACACUUGUCAGUCCACAUAAGCCAUUUUCCCAAGAGCAGCUGAUUAAUAAUGUCAGUUGCCAGGGAGAAGAGGAAUCAAGACGAUGUCUUCCCCAUGCUGCUCACCUGUCUGAUUCCACCAUAAGAAGGAAACAAGACCACUUGAGAUAUGGGAACAGUGGAAACGAUAGAACUGUAGAUUCUACUGAACUAGAGAAACUUAAUAUGGCUAAGCCUUCAGUGGUUUCGCUAUUCAAACACUACGCUUUGCCUGAGGGGACCCCACAUUCUAAAGCUACUAAUAGUUUUGAGUAUGUUAUGUCUGAGAGAAGACACUGCGAAUCUCAUGCUGUCAAAUUUGACUCUAAUAAUUUUUCCUGGAAUGGUGGCAAUAGUUUGGAUGAGCAGUGUAUUGUCCCUGAGUCAGUUUUUCUCAAACCUGCUGACAAUGGUAAAGAAGUGGGAUGUCUUGCUAAUAGCUCUUAUAUCAAAAAGGCUUCAGGAUCUAAUAUGCAGAAGUGGAUGGGAAAUCCAAGCUCAUACACUAGAGCUAUGAAUGAUGCCACUUAUUCUAACUUUUCAUUUAUGCAUGACAAAAACCGUAAUCUAUAUCACUCAUCUAAUGUGCCACCAGAUGUAUCUGAUGCUGCAAACUUCUCCGUCUAUCUUCAGAAGGGUCCUUGUUUUGGAAAUGGUGGACUUCUAGAUCAUGCUGUCCUUACAUCCAUGGAUUCUAGGCAAAUUUUGUCAUCACAGUCAGUUCCAAAAGUUUCUCCCUCAUCUACUUCAACCUGCAUUCCUGGGCUGACUCUAGCAAUGCUGAACCGAGAGAGCAUUUGCAUGGGACCUUAUUUGCUUGAUGACAAUCAAAAAUUACUUGCACUGGGUCAGUUAUUAGACUUAUCAAAGCAACAGCAUGCAAUGUCUUCCUUUGGAAGGAAGAUAGAACAAGGCAACUGUAGUAAUUCCUCUAAUAUUAAAGCACAGCAUUCUUUUGUUGAACCGUCAGUGUCUGAAGAACAAACGCAUGUGCAUGACCUCACCAGGAAACAAGAAGUUUCUGAAGUUGUGAUGAAACUAGACCAACCUUGUCCUCCUAGUAAGACAGUUGAUGAUGUUGACAAAUCCACAUCUGGGACAGGUUUGAACAGGUUGUGCAAUUUCUCAACAUUCACACAAGGUAUGCCUUUUCAGUUUAAAGAAUUUGGCAUGCAGUGUCAGCUUUCUCACAGUGCUCUUCAAAAGGAGCAGUCAUUGAGGCUUGAUAGAUGUCAAAACAACAUCAUUUGGUCAAAUGAGCAUGAAACCUGCUGUCAGAGAACACUUUGUUUUCAGUAUAACUGUACCUGUGCUGCCCAGACAAAAUGUAUAGAAGGAAAUUGUAAUUUAAGAGGUGGAAAGCCUAAUCCCCUGAGAGAACAAAAUGGAAGUAUGAGUUGUAAAACCCCUAUGUUAAUUGCUUCACAACUUGCUAAAGAUCACAUGGCUUCAAAAGUAAAUGCAAUUUCCUUUGAUCAAUGUGGAAUGUUGAAGGGGGAGCUACCUAAGAACGCUACUUUUCAUACUUCACAGUGGAAAGAUGUGCCAAGAAAGUUAAAAAGGGUUUGUGAAGUGGCAUGUGCAAAACAAUCAGCAGAUACAUCACUUAAAAGAGAAUAUAAAUUAGGUCAGCUUGGAGAUAAUGCUGCAAACUGUUUUGACGGAGCAGUUGCUGCAGCAGCCUCUUUCAAAGAACAAGACAUGUCUAAUAUAUCUUCUGGUUGCUCUACCCCUGCUGUUACUCAGGCAUCCACUGAAUUUACCAAUGUGGAGUCUUCAACUGUUGUUGGGAAUUCUGGAUGCAUUAAUAAUCUUGUAGUUGAUGAAGGGUCAGGCAUUGAUAAAUGCUGGUCGUCAGAUGAUGCCUUUGAAAGUGACAGAAGUGCUGACUUCCAUGGCUCCACUUGUAAGAAAAACCUUGUAUAUAUGGGAUCUCAUAAUACUGCUGUUAACAAAUCAUCUCGUAGUCUUCUUGAUGAGGUUAAGCUCAUGGAUUCCUUGACAUGGAAGAAAGGCCAAAAUCAAAAACAUAAUGGGAUUACUGUCCAUGGGAAAAACAAUCACUCACAAGAGUUUGAUAGAGGCCUGAAAACUGGGAAGAGAAAGAGAGAAAUAAUACCAAAGGUGUCAGAUGCACCAUUAGGCACUGCAGCUCCUAUGCUCCAUGGUAAAUAUCCCGAGUAUGGUGGGACUGCCGAUUGGCCCUGUUUAUCUGAAAAUGUGCAAAUGGUUUCAGCUGGCCAAGAAUCAUCUCAGACUUCUGGUGCUCACUGUGUUAAAGCAAAUCCCAAAGAUGGAAAUUGUAUGCAAUCUGUCAGCAAAUCACUAUCUCGUAAUAGAGAUCUUCACAGGCUUUACAAUGCGGGAGAUGGAGAAGCUAAUCCUCACAAUGACAUAAAUCAUGAUGAUAAUUCUUGUGAAGUCCUUGAGAUCUUAGGCAGAAAGAAAUUCAGAAGCAUUCAUGCUGCUGAUCUUAGUAUUCAGUUUCAGAGGCAAGAUUGUACCCAGGCAGUUGGUGAGAAAGCUGGGAAGUAUGACUCACUGGAUCGUAUCAAGGCAUCUUCAGCUCAGCAUCUUUGUCAUGGGAAAGCAAAACCUGUUGCAUGUGGUAAGUAUGGCGAAAUAGUUAACGGUAACUUGAAUGGAGACGUAUCAAAGCCAGCUAAAAUUGUCUCUCUUGAUAAAGUUCUUAAAACUGCACAAAAAUGUUCACUUCCUAAAAUCUGUAAACCUGGACUAACUUCCUCAAAGGAGAUAGGAACUAACUUUAGUUGGAGUAAUGCAUGCUUUGGUAAAUUCUCCAACUUGACGAAAGAGAAAGAACAUGGGAGGAAUGUUGCUUUGUUAUGCAAGGACAUGAAUGUUCGCACUUCUCUGGAAAAAAGAAGCAAUUCUUUUGCCAAUUAUGACGAGCAAUCUGCUGAUGAGGUUUCAAUGCUAGAGAAGAGUGAAGGUAAAAAUGGGAGAGGUUGUGUAAUACUGGACACCAUUGCUCAUGCUCAGUCAAGAUCGAAGUAUAGGGAAACUCGCAAGCGUAGCCUUUAUGAGUUGACACUAAAAGGAAAGAGUUCUAGUCCUAAAAUGGUUUCCAGAAAGAAGAAUUUCAAAUAUGUGCCAAAAAUGAAGCUGGGAAAGACAUUGAGGAAUUCUGAAAAAAGUCACGAUAAUGGAUCACAGAAAGUGGAUCCCAAAAGAUGUGCUAGAGAACAAAAGCACCUAUCAAUCACAGAUAUGGAUUCAUUCUGCAGUGUUUGUAGAAGCUCAAAUAAAGAUGAAGUUAAUUGCUUAUUGGAGUGUAGGCGAUGUUCAAUCAGAGUACAUCAGGCUUGCUAUGGUGUUUCCAGAGUGCCUAAAGGCCACUGGUAUUGCAGACCUUGCAGGACAAGUGCAAAAGAUAUUGUCUGUGUUCUAUGUGGUUAUGGUGGUGGAGCUAUGACUCUUGCGCUUCGAAGUCGCACAAUUGUGAAAGGCCUUUUAAAAGCUUGGAAUCUUGAAAUAGAGAGUGUGGCUAAAAAUGCAAUUUCUUCACCUGAAAUUCUGCAUCAUGAAAUGAGCAUGCUGCAUAGCUCAGGACCUGGACCUGAAAAUAGGUCAUACCCUGUUCUAAGACCUGUAAACAUUGAGCCAUCAACUUCAACUGUUUGCAACAAGGAUGUGCAGAAUCAUUUGGAUAUAUUACCAAACUCCUUGGGCCAUCUUAGUAAUCUAAAAGUGAAUAACAGCAUUACAGCUGGAGUACUUGAUUCAACAGUUAAGCAGUGGGUUCACAUGGUUUGUGGCCUUUGGACUCCUGGGACACGAUGUCCAAAUGUGAAUACCAUGAGUGCUUUUGAUGUCUCAGGUGCUUCGUGUCCUAGAGCAAAUGUGGUAUGCUCUAUAUGUGAUAGACCAGGUGGUUCAUGCAUACAGUGCAGGGUUGCAAAUUGCUCUAUUCAGUUCCAUCCUUGGUGUGCUCAUCAGAAGGGACUACUGCAAAGUGAAGCUGAAGGUGUUGAUAAUGAAAAUGUUGGCUUUUAUGGAAGAUGUGUGCUUCAUGCAACAUACCCAACAAUUGAAUCUGCCUGUGAUUCUGCCAUCUUUGAAGCAGGUUAUCCAGCAGAAAAAGAAGUAAGCUGUGCUAGGACUGAGGGCUAUAAGGGCCGCAAACGGGAUGGCUUCUGGCAUAAUACUAACAGUCAAUCAAAAGGAAAGAGUGGAUGCCUUGUUCCUCAGGAGCAGUUUGAUGCUUGGGUUCACAUUAACGGGCAGAAGUCCUGUGCACAGGGGAUUUUGAAGCUGCCAAUGUCAGAAAAGGAGUAUGAUUGUCGGAAAGAAUAUACCCGCUACAAACAAGGAAAAGCUUGGAAACAUUUGGUUGUUUAUAAGUCUGGCAUACACGCCCUUGGCCUUUACACUGCUCGAUUUAUUUCUCGUGGAGAAAUGGUGGUUGAGUAUGUUGGUGAGAUUGUUGGGCUACGGGUAGCUGAUAAAAGAGAAAAUGAGUACCAGUCUGGCAGAAAACUUCAGUACAAAAGUGCUUGUUACUUCUUCAGGAUAGAUAAAGAGAAUAUUAUUGAUGCAACCCAUAAAGGCGGAAUUGCUCGCUUUGUCAAUCAUUCGUGCUUGCCAAACUGUGUGGCCAAAGUUAUUUCCGUGAGGAACGACAAGAAGGUUGUCUUUUUUGCUGAGAGAGACAUAUAUCCUGGGGAAGAAAUAACAUAUGACUACCAUUUUAACCAUGAAGAUGAAGGUAAGAAGAUACCCUGCUUUUGUAAUUCAAAGAAUUGCAGGCGCUAUUUGAAUUGAUAGCUCUUUCCAUUGCUUGUAAAUACAUCAUUUUUGUAAAGACUAACAAGCCCACUUUGGCCUCUGUCAAAAUUAUGAAAUGUGAUCAGUUCAAAAGUUCUGGAA
Ricinus communis (castor bean) is the source of this 6913-nucleotide messenger RNA. RefSeq lists its product as uncharacterized. Gene Ontology annotation, cellular component: histone methyltransferase complex. The transcript has 19 exons. The coding region runs from base 437 to 6808 and encodes 2123 amino acids. Gene Ontology annotation, molecular function: protein binding; histone H3K4 methyltransferase activity. The record is from RefSeq and is a predicted model, not a curated record. Gene Ontology annotation, biological process: positive regulation of DNA-templated transcription. Lineage: Eukaryota; Viridiplantae; Streptophyta; Magnoliopsida; Malpighiales; Euphorbiaceae.